AUGAUGGGACAUGAAAAUCACACUUUCACCAGUGAUUUUAUUCUUUUGGGACUCUUCUCUUCUUCUCAAUCAAGUCUAGUUUUCUUUUCCUUUAUAUUCAUCAUUUUUAUUAUGACUGUAACAGAAAAUACAGUCAUAAUCCUCCUUAUCCUCAGGGACUCAAGACUCCACACUCCGAUGUAUUUCCUGCUGAGCCAUCUCUCUUUUAUGGACAUCUUGCAUAUUUCCAACAUUGUUCCCAAAAUGGUCACUGACUUUCUGUCAGGCAGCAGAACUAUUUCAUUUGUAGGUUGUGGCUUCCAGGUAUUUCUAUCCCUCACUCUCUUGGGUGGCGAGUGCCUUCUCCUGGCAGCAAUGUCUUAUGAUCGCUAUGUAGCCAUCUGUCAUCCAUUGCACUAUCCCAUUCUUAUGAAUGACUAUGUCUGCAUUGUCAUGGCUAGAGGGUCCUGGCUUAUUGGGACUGUCAACUCCAUAGUCCACACAGCUUAUGCACUCCACUUUCACUUCUGUGCCUCAAGUAUUGAUCACUUUUUCUGUGAAGUCCCUGCCAUGUUGAAGUUGUCCUGUGUGGACACAACACUCUAUGAACGAGGAAUUUAUGUAAGUGGCUUAAUUUUUCUGCUUGUCCCUUUCUCCCUAAUCGUUGCUUCUUAUGUCCAAAUUCUCAUUACUGUGUUUCAAAUGAAAUCAUCAGAAGCACGGAAAAAGUCAUUUUCUACCUGUUCCUUCCACAUGAUGGUGGUCACAAUGUAUUAUGGGCCAUUUAUUUUCACAUACAUGAGACCCAAAUCAUACCACACUCCAGGCCAGGACAAGUCUUUGGCAAUAUUCUAUACCAUCCUCACACCUACAUUCAACCAUAAUUACAGCUUUAGGAAUAAAGAUGUCCUUGAGGCAAUGAAAAAUAUGCUCAAAAGUAACUUUCUCCAUUAA
This is a messenger RNA of Lynx canadensis (Canada lynx), 933 nucleotides long. RefSeq names its product olfactory receptor 2AJ1-like. Gene Ontology annotation, cellular component: membrane. The record is from RefSeq and is a predicted model, not a curated record. Gene Ontology annotation, molecular function: G protein-coupled receptor activity; olfactory receptor activity. NCBI's taxonomy places the organism in Eukaryota, Metazoa, Chordata, Mammalia, Carnivora, Felidae. Gene Ontology annotation, biological process: G protein-coupled receptor signaling pathway.